This is a messenger RNA of Drosophila persimilis, 2920 nucleotides long. RefSeq names its product glucose dehydrogenase [FAD, quinone]. Gene Ontology annotation, molecular function: flavin adenine dinucleotide binding; oxidoreductase activity, acting on CH-OH group of donors. NCBI's taxonomy places the organism in Eukaryota, Metazoa, Arthropoda, Insecta, Diptera, Drosophilidae. The record is from RefSeq and is a predicted model, not a curated record. The coding region runs from base 10 to 2727 and encodes 905 amino acids. The transcript has 3 exons.
GGUCAAAAUAUGGGCCAGGAGAUAUCCCAACAAGCAAAUCAACAACAACCACACCAACAGCAACAAUCACCCAGCCACAAACGACAGCCACAGCCACAGCCGCAGCCGCAGCCACAAAGGAAGAGUUUCUACAGCAACAACAGCGGCAGCCAGCAGCCCAUCUACGCAGCCACCAGCCACCUAUCCAGCAGCUCCUCCACCAACACCAACACCAACAGCAACACCAACAGCAACACCAACAGCAACACCAACAGCAACACCAACAGUAGUCCAAACUCGAACCUGAACCAGAACUAUCGACUCCGACACAAAUACAAUCUGAGCAAACAGACCUACGAACGGACCAAGAUCCUGGGCGGCACUAGCCAAUCAUCGGACACGGACUCCAACUACGCGAAGCUCAACAACAAGUAUCUGGUGAGGAGCUGCUCGCAGAGCUCGGACAGCGGCAUUUACAACUCGUCCUGCCACUGCUCCUCGGUGUCCUCGCUGUCGGCGGUGAGCAGCAGCAGCUGCAGCAGCAGAAGCACCGCCAGCAGCACCGGCGGCUCAAGCCGGGGCUGUCCCAGCUCGCUGGUCUCGAGCAAGUCGAGCAACCGAUCGCUGGACAAGCAGAAGCACUACCUGAGCCACCACCUGUACAUCAAGUCGUAUCUGGAUAUCCUGGAGGAGGACGAACGGGCGCGCGCACACUUCAAGUCGGCCCGCCCCGGCGGCAUACGCAACUACACGCCAAAGAUACUGGCCAGCGGUGACACGGCCAGCUCCAGCUGCAGCUCCAUCUCCAUCGCCCCAUCGGCGCUGUCCGCGAGUGCGCCGGCCUCAGCUGCGGGCACCGGCUACGGCUACGGGCAGGCGGGCAGGCGAUCGAGCGUUUCCGGCGGCACAACGGGCGCGGGUGCCACCUCAGCGGCCAAGCGUUGCCAGGAAGAUCCCGUCGAUCCCGAGAACAAGGUCCAGGAGCCAUCUGUCAUCCGACGUCAGUAUGAUUUCGUUGUGAUCGGCGGCGGCUCGGCCGGAGCUGUGGUGGCCAAUCGGCUGAGCGAGGUGCGCAACUGGACGGUGCUGCUGCUGGAGGCGGGUGGCGACGAGACCGAGAUAUCGGAUGUGCCGGCCCUGGCCGGGUAUCUGCAGCUGACAGAGCUGGACUGGAAGUACCAGACGACGCCCUCGUCGACGCGCCAGUACUGCCAGGCGAUGAAGGGGGACCGGUGCUUCUGGCCGCGGGGCAAGGUCCUGGGCGGCAGCUCGGUGCUCAACGCGAUGGUCUAUGUGCGGGGCUCGAAGAACGACUACAACCACUGGGCGUCGCUGGGGAAUCCGGGCUGGGACUACGACAGCAUGCUCAAGUACUUCCUCAAGUCGGAGGACGUGCGCAAUCCCUAUCUGGCCAAGACGCCCUACCACGAGACGGGCGGCUACUUGACCGUCCAGGAGGCCCCCUGGCGCACGCCCCUCUCGAUUGCGUUCCUGCAGGCGGGCAUGGAGAUGGGCUACGAGAACCGCGACAUCAACGGGGCCCAGCAGACGGGCUUCAUGCUCACCCAGAGCACCAUCCGGCGGGGGGCGCGCUGCAGCACGGGCAAGGCCUUCAUCCGUCCGGUGCGCCAGCGCAAGAACUUCGACGUCCUGCUCCAUGCGGAGGCCACGCGGCUCCUCUUCGACAAACAGAAGCGGGCCAUCGGCGUCGAGUACAUGCGGGCCGGCCGCAAGCAGUUGGUCUUUGUCCGGCGGGAGGUGGUCGUCAGUGCGGGGGCCCUCAACACGCCCAAGCUGCUGAUGCUCUCCGGCGUGGGGCCCGCGGAGCAUCUGCAGGAGCACAGCAUACCGGUCAUCUCGGACCUGCCCGUGGGCAACAACAUGCAGGAUCAUGUGGGCCUGGGGGGGCUCACCUUUGUGGUGGAUGCCCCGCUGACGGUCACCCGGAAUCGCUUCCAGACCAUACCCGUUUCCAUGGAGUACAUACUGCGUGAGCGCGGCCCGAUGACCUUCUCGGGGGUGGAGGGCGUGGCCUUCCUGAACACCAAGUACCAGGACCCGGGCGUCGACUGGCCGGACGUGCAGUUCCACUUCUGCCCCAGCUCCAUCAACUCGGACGGGGGCGAGCAGAUCCGCAAGAUACUCAAUCUGAGGGAUGGGUUCUACAACACGGUGUACAAGCCCCUGCAGCACAGCGAGACCUGGUCGAUACUGCCCCUCCUGCUGCGGCCCAAGAGCACUGGAUGGGUGCGCCUCAACUCGCGGAAUCCGCAGCAACAGCCCAAGAUCAUACCCAACUACUUUGCCCACCAGGAGGACAUCGAUGUCCUGGUCGAGGGCAUCAAGCUGGCCAUCAAUGUGUCCAAUACGCAGGCCUUCCAGCGCUUCGGCUCGCGGCUGCACAACAUUCCCCUGCCCGGCUGCCGGCACCUGCCCUUCCAGUCGGACGCCUACUGGGCCUGCUGCAUCAAGGAGUUCACCUUCACCAUCUACCAUCCGGCCGGCACCUGUCGGAUGGGCCCCAGCUGGGAUGUCACCGCCGUCGUGGAUCCCCGCCUGCGGGUCUACGGCGUGUCCGGUGUGCGGGUGGUGGACGCCAGCAUUAUGCCCACCAUUGUCAAUGGCAAUCCCAAUGCCCCCGUAAUCGCGAUUGGCGAGAAGGCCUCCGACCUCAUCAAGGAGGACUGGGGUGCCCGGCGGCCCACCAAUCCGCAUCCGUCUCCACCGCCACCAGUGCUGGCCUCCUAGCCGCCCAAAACACCAUCCUCCAUCCCCCAUCCCCCAUCUAUCGCUAAUUUAUGUUUCAACUAGUCAAAUGUGAAUUAAUUAAUUACUACUCAUACUCGUGUGAAUUUCCUGUUACGUUUUGCUCCCUCUUAAUCGCUGUCUAAAUUAUGCAUAGUCUCUUAAGUUAAUUAAUUAGUAUUAGCCAUUUACCAUA